Molecule: messenger RNA, 1911 nt
Organism: Diaporthe citri
Lineage: Eukaryota; Fungi; Ascomycota; Sordariomycetes; Diaporthales; Diaporthaceae
Exons: 2
Coding region: 1-1911 (636 amino acids)
Biological process (GO): exocytosis
Cellular component (GO): exocyst
Molecular function (GO): phosphatidylinositol-4,5-bisphosphate binding
Source: RefSeq, a predicted model, not a curated record
AUGGUUUCCGCCCCCUCCAGUCGGCAGCAUGCCGAGGAGGAGGCGCGCGCCGAAGUCGACGUCCUCAAGUCGCAUCUCGACAAGAGGGCUCAGCUGACCAAGAAGAUCGAGGCCCAGCUCUCCCGCGUGCAAGGCACGGGCAAGCGCCUGAACGAGGCCGUCGGCCCUCUCAACGGGGAGACAAAGCAGCUGCAGGUCUUCUGCAAUAACAUCGACGGCGUACUCUCAGCCAUCGGCCGGCUGCGCCAGCAGUCCGACAGCAAGAAUGACGAGGAGCAGAUCAUCCGCAUGGGCCCCGAGAAGGCCGGCCUCUCCAGCUACCUCAGCUCGCUCAAGCGUUUGAACAAGGCCCUAGCCGACAUGAAAGCCUCGAACCUACGUUCCACACAGCAGACGACGUCAGACCUACAGCGGUUGAUCAAGUCCGGGAAUACGCAACUCGAGGCUUACUUCGACAAGAUGCUGCGAAGCGAGACACCACGAUCCAUCGAGCCACUACACUACAUCACCAAGCAGCAGCCCUUCCCCGUGCUGUCCCAGGACAAGAACACGAGACUGGGCCUGCUGAACUCGUACAUUGCCGGCGCUCACCGGGAGAGUGGCGUCAUGCAGGAGUCUCCAUCUGCUAAGAUCUAUGCCGAGGUCCGCGGACAGUACCUGACGGCAACGCUGCUGAACCUCGCGUCGGCAAGUGUGAAUACCGCCAAGAGGAAAGACUCGUCGUCAAACUACCGCGCUGGAACAAGUGGCAUCGGCACGUAUGCGCAAGCAAUGGAAGGCUUGUUCUUAGCUGAGUAUGAGAUAAUAUGUCGCAUCUUUACAAGAGAGGACUGGGGCCCAGUGUUUCAAUCGACCUGCCAGGCGCCCCUUGCCGAACUCGCCCGGACCUUGCGAGAGUUGAACAUCCACAUCAGAAGCCAUCUCAACACUGAUUGCUUCCUGGCAUACGAAAUAGUGGAGGUCAUGUCGAGCCUUUCGAACAAUCUGGAGUCAACAACAGGAGAGCUGAAGCCGUCGCUCGCAGCAGCGCUCAAGCCCGUCAAGGAGACGGCCAAGUCGUCACUGGCUGAACUGCUGGAUGCCUUGCAGAUGAAAAUCAACAGCCUGCAGAUGCUGCCCGCAGACGGGGCUCCCGUGCCCGUUGUGUCGGACACGAUGCAAAGAUUACAAACUAUGGCCAAUUUCCUGCGACCCAUGUCCAUUAUCAUGGUAUCGUUAGGCGACGGGGGUUGGAAGUCAUCUUCGGCGGCAGCAAGGAAUGCUGGGGACAGCGUACCCAACCUGGCGUCUUUCGAUGUCAGCGCGGACGGAAAGGAGAUCUUCGCUAACUAUUGCGCGGACACCAUUGAGACACUUUUCUCAUCGUUGGAUGCGCGCGCCAGAACCCUUUUCGGGAGGAAACCAGUGGUGGGAGUCUUCAUGGCCAACAAUAUUGUCAUUGUCGAGCGCAUGAUUCGAGACUCUGAACUUGGGCCUAUGCUGCAGCAGAAGCUUCCGGGCGUCAUUGACACCUGGCGAAAGAAGGCGAACGCGACGUACACGGACGUAUGCAAAGACGUAUCGGUGCAUCUCCUGGACGUGAUCCAUACCUCUCGAGCGAACCGGCCCACGUCUGGACAGGGUAUUGUGGAUUCUGCGUCGAUCAUGAAGGGGCUCUCGUCCAAAGACCGGGAAAAGAUCAAGGACAAGUUCCAAGCGUUCAAUGCCAGCUUUGACGACAUGGUCGCGAAGCAUAAGCAGUACAGCAUGGAGCCUGAGGUCCGCCGAAUGUUCGCAAAAGCGGUCCAGCAAACUGUUGAACCGCUGUACAACCGAUUUUGGGAUCGAUACCACGAGGUCGACAAGGGCAAGGGCAAAUACGUCAAGUUUGACAAGUCGAGCAUUGCGGCAGUUUUCCACACCCUCUAUUAG